This is a messenger RNA of Physella acuta, 950 nucleotides long. RefSeq lists its product as uncharacterized. The record is from RefSeq and is a predicted model, not a curated record. NCBI's taxonomy places the organism in Eukaryota, Metazoa, Mollusca, Gastropoda, Physidae.
GUAUAAAGUCUGGUAGGUGAGUACGUUAGUCAACUCUUUCAUCAACUGUAGCUGGCAGACAUGUAUGUUUUCAGAAUGUCCAAGAUCAUCUGGGUCCUCGUCUCACUCGGUGCCAGCCUCGUCACGGUCCACUGCACGCAGCACCAGACUGACCCCAAGGAGGCCGAGAGUGCCGAGAUAACGGGUGAGGUGGAUGACACGGAGCCGGCAGACAUCCUCACGGCCGAUGAAGUUCUCAUUCUACCCAUCAACCCACAGCUGGUCCAGCAGGACGGCGAAGAGCCGGAAAGACCGGCAAACGGCCGGGUCUUUGCAUACAACUCGCUACAAGCCAAAGCGAUAAAACCCUCCGUCCAGGGGAGAGAAAAGCCGGAAGGCACGGCACAAGGACGAGUUUUCGCCUACAACUCGUUACAGGCCAAAGGGUCAAGGUCGGACCAAGAUCAAGGUCAAGGUCGCGUGUUCGCGUACAACUCGCUCCAGCAGAAAGACAAGUCGCCGGACGGUAAAGUGUUCGCCUACAAGGCGAGCCCAGCCAAGCAGGCGAACGACGUCAAAGAGGGACAAGUGUUCGCCUACAAGGCGAGUUCAAAAAAGCAGGCGAAUGACGCCAACGCUGGGCCAAAAUUAGAAGACCGAGUUUUCGCCUACCAGGCGAGUUCAGCGAAGCAAGGCAGCCAAGCUGAGAGGGGAGAUCACCGGAACAGUCGGGUUUUUGCUUACCAGUCACUACAGAACAAAGGGAAACAACUAAGAAAAUAAAUUAGACAAAAAAAAAAUAGACACGCGAACUCAAUAUUGAAAGGGAAGCAACCUAUUUGGAAAUCGAAAAUGUAACUGUCUGAUAAUUUUGAUCCAAUUUAGUUUUGUUUGUAAAUGUUUUUUUUCUUUUUGUUGAAUAAAGAAAUAAGAUUAAAUUAUUACGCAGAAUAAAAUACAGUUAAAAUUAA